Triticum dicoccoides is the source of this 721-nucleotide messenger RNA. Its product is annotated as rapid alkalinization factor 23-like. The transcript has a single exon. Bases 97 to 444 code for a protein of 115 amino acids. Gene Ontology annotation, biological process: calcium-mediated signaling. The record is from RefSeq and is a predicted model, not a curated record. Gene Ontology annotation, cellular component: plasmodesma. Lineage: Eukaryota; Viridiplantae; Streptophyta; Magnoliopsida; Poales; Poaceae.
CACUCUUUCAUCUCAUCCGGGAGAAAAGAUCCAGCCACAGCAACUGUUCCGCUCUCCGAGAUCUCAGCUCCCCCAUCCCCCCCUGCUCCUCCGGCAAUGCCUCCAUCUCCAUGGGCGGCAACCCCGGUGUUGCCCCUCCUCCUCCUGCUGCUGCUGCUCGUUCAGGGGAGGGGAGGCCAGGGCGCCAUCGGCAUCAGCAGCAUGGACAUAGACAUGGACAUGGGGGUGGAGGCGCAGAUGGGCUCGGAGGCGGCGCACGGGCGGCUGCUGUGGGCGACCGGCGGCGGGCGGAGGUACAUCAGCUACGACGCGCUGCGGGGGGACGCCGUGCCCUGCUCCCGGCCGGGCGUGCCCUACUACAACUGCCGCGUGAGCACCACCGCCAACCCCUACACCCGCGGCUGCGAGUCCAUCACCCGCUGCCGCGACGACGACCCUUCCUAGGUAACCACUGUGAUUGAUUGCCAAAGUUGCUGGAUCCAGAAGGCGGCUGCUGCUCAUUUUGUGUGUGUUUUGCUUGCUGGGCCAGUAGUGAGUGGAGCAUUUUGCUGGAUCAUAUAUCAAUAAUAUAAUGUGUCCGUGUGUGUACUACCUAUGUAACUAAGAUCCGAUUCCAACUCCCAGGAUAUUAUUACACGGAGGAACCUGGAUUAUAUGGGGUGUUAUAUUAUAGAACCUGGAUUAUAUGGUGUGUAAUUGAUCCAGACAGGGCUUGUUGUGA